Molecule: messenger RNA, 2732 nt
Organism: Leguminivora glycinivorella
Lineage: Eukaryota; Metazoa; Arthropoda; Insecta; Lepidoptera; Tortricidae
Exons: 6
Coding region: 90-929 (279 amino acids)
Source: RefSeq, a predicted model, not a curated record
UGAAAAUUGUGCUUUCAAUUAAAUAAGUUCUAGUGUAGAAACCUGCCCACUGCGUCCAGAUGCCUUUAUUGAAGUCGUUAGUCCAUUAAAUGGCGGAUCAGGAAGAAGAUAGGCUGAAGAAUGCGGAGACCAUAGUCGUGGUGGAUCGGCAGACCUCGGCGGAGAGCAAGAGCAGGACCUCCAGCAAGGACGGGCCCAAUGACGGCAUACACAAACGGCCGAGAGUGCCUGACAUCCCAACCAUAGCCGAGAAAGUGAAAGAGGUAGAGAAAGCUGAAUAUACUUCAAAAGCAUCUGGUCGAAAUAAAGUGCAUAAGGACGUGUUCAACCAGCACGCGGCCGGGAUGCCGUCCUCCACAACUUCUCACACACCGACAAUGAAACAAUAUGAGACGAUAGAACUGGCCAAAAUAGAACAAGGGACUAAACAGACAUCCACAAAAAAAGAUGACCUUAACAAAAAGCGGUUGGAGACCACGUUCCCGGCAGAAACGGGCUCGGAGCCCACGGCGUCCGUGUCGGUGACCAAACGCUUCGAGAGUACGCCGCCGCGUAAGGAAGUGGAGCCCACUGCGUCUGAAACCGUUCGUCAUGUAAAAACUAAGGAAGCUGAACACAUGCAAUCAGAAAUGGUCAAAAAAGCAAAACAAAGCCACCCAAUUCCUGAUGAGGUGAAGCCUUCCGUGACGAAGCCGUCGCUGCGCGCGCGGGCGGGGGAGGAGGCGCCGGACGAGGACACCACGGCCGGCGACACCCUCACCAGGAUCUCCGACUGGUCGGACGAGCAAGUGGCGGGCGGGCUGCCGCGCACCGCGUCGGUGUCGUCGCGCGUGUCCCGCGCGGUGCGCCAGCUGGUCUGCUGCGGCGUGGCCUACUCGCCGCCCUCCGAGGACGACAUCUCCACCAAGCGGCUGCCCUCCGGCAUCUGACCACCCCGAGGCUUUCUGAACGCUCCACGACAAACAAACACGACACGCACACGAAUACCUACACUUAGCCCCUUUACACUUUACAAGAAUGUGGUCCUAUGCGAAGACUCCCAUGAGUAUAAGUAAGCUAUAGUUAUCCUCGGCGCUGUAUAUUCUAGCGAUGACUUACUUAGUACCUGUUCGGCGUCUUGGCGUUCAAAAGGUUUACAGGAUAUAGUGAACGAAAGUUUACUCACACACAGUUGUUGUCCCUCAUUAGACCUAGACAGACAAUCAUUGUACGCGACAUGAUGCAGUAUAUCCUCUCCAGAGCUAUGCCACUUCGUUGAAUUUUUCUUUUUUUUUUAAGUUUUACCACUUUUGAAUUUUUUUUUAAAUUUAUUUGGAGUUCCCAAUAUAUUCAAAAAUCUUACAGCUAGGAGCACAACUGACUUAAUACUGGUAGAAUAUAAAUAAUUAGAUGGCAAUCAAAUUACACAAAAUUGCUGAAAGCAGAGUAUUCCUUUAAUCCCGCUACAAAACUGCCUAACAAAUUAUUUUAUUCAAUUCAACAUUUUUCAUUAUUUCAUACCAAAAACUGUAAAAUGUCACCUAACUUAUUUAAAAAUAUUUGAAGCAAGUUAGUCACGUAUUAGUCGAUAUAACGCUCGACAUGUGCCAGCCGCGCGCGCAGGGCUAGCGGCCGCAGUCUGCGCCACGCUCGAGACGUGCGCGGCGGGGUCGUUACUCUUGAAACAAUCUCCUUGGAAAUGGAGCGAAACAUGUCGAGCAUUAUAUCGACUUAAUACGUGAGUAACCCGCUUAAAAUAUUUUUCAAUAUAUCCGAGUCUCACGGGAGUUUUAUAGUUAAAGUCACCUAAAUUAUUUUUCCCAUAUCUUUUUUCUUAGGCUUUCUUAAUUCAGUGAGGCAUAAUAUAAAGUAAGGAAUUUCAUGCCCAUAAAUACUUACAGCUAUUCAUUAUUUAUUCAUAUCAGGCUUAUUUUUGUAGUAGUUACUGACGAUGCAAAGCUGAGUCACGGCAAGUCGACGAACAAAGUCGUUAGACAUUUUUGUAGCGGACUCCAUUCUAAGAUAACUAUAAAAAUACGUUACUGAUAUAAAGUUUAUAUACCUCAUACCUCAUUUUAAAGAGCAAAAAAAGCAAGAGCAAAAAGUUGCCUAUCCUGGUUGUGUCAAAGAAAAGUAUGUUAAUUGGGAUAAAUAUAAAAGAAGUUUAACAGAUUUUGGUUUAAAAUAUUAGAUGCAUAUAAAUAAAUGCAAUAAAAUGUUGAAUAUAGCUAUUAUUACCUAAAGGUUUUUAUUAUUUCUUUAAUUUAUCAAACUAGUCAAAUAAUCAUCAAUUCAUCACUGAACUCUGUCGGUGCAACAUUAAUUCGGUACAAAAUAUUAUCAUAUUGAUAAAAUUAUUUUAUUUAUCUGCAAUAAGUGCAAUAACAUAAUGGGUCACUUUAGUCACUUACUUCUUUAGUUUUCUAACAAUAUAGAAAAACAGAAAAUAAAUUAUAACCAAUUUCUGAAAAAAAAAGAAGCGUUUCUAAACGAUGCUUGAUGGUUCAGUAACUGAAUACUCUUGACUAACCUGAAAACGAAGUGGAUUGCUAUGGUUAAUGAGGACCGAUCGGACAUCGCUCAUAUAAUGAACUACACUGAUCAAACUGUGCUGCUAGGUGAGGGCCCCAAUCCCAGAUCUAGUUUUUAUAUGACAAGACCCAGGCAUGUAUUAAAAUAUAAUUAGGACUACGUAACCUACUCAUAAGAAUAGGUACAUAUUGUAUAUUGUAAUUUACAUAACAGUAAAUGUA